AUGUCGCGGCCGUCGUCCACCUCGACGAGCUCGGCGAAUGCAUUUCCGAGGCAGGCAGGUGCCACUCUGCUAGCUCCCGAGCCCCUUCCGGAACAGCGCUCGCCCUCACGAUCGACCUUCUCCUUCGAAUCCUCCCCCAAGUCUGUCCAGGGCUCAGACCGAGCUGUCCUCUUCGACGACCUCAGGAAUACCAGGCCUGCAAGUCGAGGUGCACAGAAGCUAAGCGAUGCCGCGGCCCAACCAGGCAACGCCGGCUCGCGUCGGCGUGCGCAGUUCUACGAGGAGCAGUUCGCCUACAAGGAGGACACGACGUCGUCUGCCCGCGAGCGCGUGACCAAGGAUGCUCCCAUCGUCGCAGAGCUCCGGACCAAUGUUAUUAUUAAGGAUGAAUAUACUCUAGUUACGGACCUGUCGCACCACCUCUCAACGCGAUACCAGAGACCCGAGUCGUCCAUCAUGAUCACCGUCAACCACUCUGCGUGUCUCCUGCUUGGCGGCUCUUUCGAACCCACCUAUGUCCUCAGCAUCACCGCCUUGCCCGUCCAAUUGCAGCCCACAACCAACAAGCGCAAUGCUGCCCUCAUCCAGAACUUCAUGUCUGAGUCCAUCGGUGUUCCAUCCGAGCGAGGCAUCAUCAAAUUCAUCUCCAUCCAGGAGGAAUGCAUUGCAACCAACGGCAUGACCAUUCUGGGCGACAUUGAGCGACUGGAGCGCCAGCAGGCCGAGGAAAAUGGCAGCGGUCUGAAGAGGGCUCUUACGAAGAGUUCGCGGCGCUCUGCUGUUACCAAAGCCAAGAGUAGCAUCCAGCUCUCUCGUAACAAUUCUAAGGCUAACCCGGGUGGAAGGCCAGUUAUCACCCCUCCGCUUCCUAGCCCUGGACCGUUCGACUCUGGAGUAGCCGUCGACAAAGGAUCCGAACCGACUUCUCUUCAACCUAUUGACAGCAAGCUCAACCACAAAGGAUCCGUGCAGCACAAGCCUCCCAAGCACCUUAACGAGAAGGCUGGUGCCAAGGAUACGAUAACUAUCCCUCCUCCGCCGCCUAUUCCGGAGGAGGCCCCCGCCCCCAAGGUCAGCAAGCGAAAGAGUCUGAUUGCAAUCUUCCGGCGGUGA
Trematosphaeria pertusa is the source of this 1113-nucleotide messenger RNA. RefSeq names its product Tautomerase/MIF. Bases 1 to 1113 code for a protein of 370 amino acids. The transcript has 2 exons. The record is from RefSeq and is a predicted model, not a curated record. Lineage: Eukaryota; Fungi; Ascomycota; Dothideomycetes; Pleosporales; Trematosphaeriaceae. Gene Ontology annotation, molecular function: phenylpyruvate tautomerase activity.